Molecule: messenger RNA, 3095 nt
Organism: Wyeomyia smithii (pitcher-plant mosquito)
Lineage: Eukaryota; Metazoa; Arthropoda; Insecta; Diptera; Culicidae
Product: glucose dehydrogenase [FAD, quinone]-like
Exons: 3
Coding region: 912-2774 (620 amino acids)
Molecular function (GO): flavin adenine dinucleotide binding; oxidoreductase activity, acting on CH-OH group of donors
Source: RefSeq, a predicted model, not a curated record
GUCUUAAGACGUGUUUCGCGGGCGUUCGUUCGCGUUCCUCGGAAUCCUUGGAACAACCCCUUAGGCGAUUGUUUUCCACUAGAAGAAAAUUAAUCCUAUAGGUUUCCAAGCAAGUUGAAUCUAACGCCGGAAAGAGCUUAGUAAAUACGAAAAAAAUGUGAUCAAUGUUGAACAUCAGCAACGUGCAUAACAAACUAAAGUGAUCUUGGACUUAAACAAGACAGUUGAAUGAAUUACACGUUGAGUGAUGUUGCAGACUUUACGCAAAACUUGGUAAAACCUGUCUUGGUGAGAAUUUUAAUCAUUGAAAGCCGAUGCAAAGAAGUUCGGAGUUAAACGAAAAAAAGCAUAAAUAGUGACGGGUGGAAAAGCAAGUGGCAACUCAUGAGACAUACAAGCGCAGUGGGAAAUCAGUAGGUGUGACAAAUAUCAAAUAAAUUGGCCGAUUAUCUUCUGAAUAAACCACUCAAAAUAAAGCUCGUGGAAAAGCCUGGAAAUCAAAAUACCUAGGAAGUAAGGGCGGAGUUAGGAUUUCUUAGAGAGACAAGUGGAUCACUUUCGCAAGACAUGGAAGAAGUAAGAGACCUGCAGAUGUGGAUUGUCUUUCAAAUGUGAUGACAUCUGGACUAUUUGCGGACGAAUCGUAAUCAUAACGAGCGUAGCGCAACACUGGGUUCGAGUUUUGAGUAGGUUCGAACCGCCGUACUUCUCGUCCUGACGAAGUGAGCUAUGUUCCGUCGCACUCAGAGCCAGCAUCGCACAAGGGCUACUAGUAAAAGUUGGAGAAAAGAUCCUAACUCCUGACGUUAGACGUAAUAGUCGAUUGGCGAAAGCAGGAGUCCUAACAUAAUAAUAUUCUAGCAAACAUCUCUAUUUCUGCGCUAAACAAGCUGUUCUAAAUCACUCCAGCAAUGGUUUUCAAUGUACUCAUAGCUUCAUCUGUGAUCAAAACAGCCACCGUGGUCGGCUCUAGUCUAUGGCUGAUACCGUUCCUGUUGGGGGCGAUAUCAUACUAUCGGUACGAUCGUGUCGAUCCAGAAUCUCGCGUCAUCGACCAGCAGGGUUUAUAUUCAGAGUAUGAUUUUAUAGUUGUUGGUGGCGGCUCGGCAGGUGCCGUGGUAGCGAACAGACUUACCGAAGUAAGUCGAUGGAAGGUUCUACUUUUAGAAGCUGGUCCCGAUGAGAAUGAGAUAUCCGAUGUUCCUUCAUUAUCUGCCUACCUGCAGCUCAGCAAAUUGGACUGGGCUUACAAAACAGAACCAACCAAUCGAGCCUGUUUAGGAAUGGUGAACAAUCGUUGCAACUGGCCAAGAGGCAAAGUUCUCGGUGGGUCCAGUGUGUUGAAUUAUAUGGUUUACGUCAGGGGCAAUAAAAAUGAUUUCAACCAUUGGGAAUCACUCGGAAACCCUGGCUGGGGCUACGAUGACGUGCUGCAAUUUUUCAUCAAAUCAGAGGAUAAUCGCAACCCAUAUCUUGCCAAAAACCCUUAUCAUGGCACGGGAGGUUUAAUGACAGUACAAGAAGCGCCGUGGCAUACACCGCUGGUGGCAGCCUUCGUAGAAGCUGGCACAGAAAUUGGAUAUGAAAACAGAGAUAUUAACGGAGCCCAACAAACUGGGUUCAUGAUUGCUCAGGGAACUAUUCGACGCGGCAGUCGGUGUAGUACAGCAAAAGCAUUUCUCAGACCAAUUCGGUUAAGAAAAAAUUUGCACAUCGCUAUGAACUCGCACGUUACCAAAUUACUAAUCGAUCCCAGCACCAAGCGAGCUAUCGGUGUUGAAUUUUUCCGGCAGGGAAAACGACAUUUCAUCAAGGCAAGGAAAGAUAUAGUUAUGUCAGCGGGGUCUAUCAAUACUCCGCAAAUAUUGAUGUUAUCAGGCAUUGGACCAAAAGAACAUCUAGAUGAAGUAGGCAUUCAAACUCUGGUGGACCUUCCAGUAGGCAAAAACAUGCAGGAUCAUGUUGGAAUGGGUGGUUUGACAUUCCUAGUGGAUAAACCAGUAGCAAUCCUGCAAAAUCGCCUGGAGGCAGCUUCGGUCACUAUGAACUACGUCAUCAAUGAGAGAGGGCCAAUGACUGUACUCGGAGGACUGGAGGGUAUUGCCUUCGUUAACACUCCGUUUGCAAACAUAUCUCAAGACUGGCCUGAUAUACAGUUCCAUAUGGCACCGGCGUCAUUAAACUCCGAUGGUGGAGCCCGUGUUAAGAAAAUUCUAGGCCUGAAAGAGGAUCUUUAUAAAGAAGUGUUCCAUCCGAUUUCCGAUACAUACAGUUGGACAAUUAUGCCACUUCUUUUACGUCCUCGAUCUCGUGGUUGGGUUCGCUUGAAGUCGAAAAAUCCCUUCCACUACCCGCUUAUGAAUCCUAACUACUUCGAAGACCCAUUCGAUGCAAUGACACUCGUCGAGGGUGCCAAAAUAGCUCUACGUGUUGCAGACGCCAAAGUAUUCAAACAAUUCGGUAGCCGAUUGCACCGGAAACCACUGCCCAACUGCAAGCAUCACAAAUUUCUCUCCGAUGCCUAUCUCGACUGUCAAGCACGCACUAUCUCUAUGACUAUCUAUCAUCCAGUGGGUACUACUAAAAUGGGGCCAGAAUGGGACCCAGAAGCUGUAGUAGAUCCAAGAUUGCGUGUCUACGGAGUGUCGGGACUACGCGUUAUCGAUGCCGGCAUAAUGCCAACAAUCGUGAGCGGGAACACGAAUGCUGCUGUGAUCAUGAUCGGUGAAAAAGGGGCAAACAUGAUCAAGGAAGACUGGCUGGGACAUAGUUAGUAGAAACACAAGCAGCUGAAACUAGAUUACCCUAAUGAUUAUUUGUUAAUAAGUAGACAUGGAAUAGUUGUUUUAGUUACAACAUCUAAUUAGACGAAAUACUGUGUGCCAUUUAGCGGUGAACUGAAGAAUGAUGAAUGAUACGUGUGAGAUGAUAAUACGGUCAUCACUUGUAAACCUGUAGCUAUUUCCCCCCCUUCUGCUGUUUGUGCAUCAAUGAGAUUGUCAGUGCUUAAGGCCAACAACCCCAAAACUAGUUGUGUUACGAGUUACUCUUGGUAGCGUAAGAUCAAGUCCAACAAGACCAAAAACGACGAAUUG